Messenger RNA from Psammomys obesus (fat sand rat), 5910 nucleotides. It is a transcript of the gene Tc2n, whose product is annotated as tandem C2 domains, nuclear. Gene Ontology annotation, cellular component: nucleus. Bases 270 to 1739 code for a protein of 489 amino acids. The transcript has 13 exons. The record is from RefSeq and is a predicted model, not a curated record. Lineage: Eukaryota; Metazoa; Chordata; Mammalia; Rodentia; Muridae.
GGCUCCUCCGCGCUGGGUGCGGCGAGGGCGCCGGCGCCGGGAGAGCCGUGGCUGAAGGCGCGAGGGGGCGCGCGACACGUCGGCGGGGAGCUGUCGGGGGCUCAGGUAGGCAGAAGAGUUAAGCUGUGCGACAGAUGCCAAGCCAGAUUUCUUUAGACUCUUUUAAAGGAAGCGCGUCAAGUUUUUGCUUUUGUAAUUAAAAAUACUUUGAUCCUCACGGAAGGUUGACAUUAAAACUGAAGUUUUCUAAUUAUUAGAAAUUGAAUGUAAUGGCAGCAGAAUUUUUAAAGAGUUGCUGUAGAGGAUGUUUCUAUGGUGAAACAGAAAACCACAAGUUUUCUGUGGAAAGAGACUUUAAACCAUCCGUCUCAAAUAGCCAGAAUACCAUCUGUAUACCUCCAUUGACUUCUGUUUCAGUUAAGCCCCAAGUUGGCUGUGGUGAGGAUUAUUUGCUUUCCAAAUUACCAUGUGAUGGUAAAGAAGUACCAUUUGUGGUGCCCAGGUUUAAAUUAUCUUAUAUUCAGCCCAGGACACAAGGAACUCCUUCACAUCUGGAUGAACUGGAAGGAUCUGCCAGAGCAUCUUUUGGAGAUCAAAAAGCAGAACUUUGCAGUUCAUCCUACAGUGGAUCCAGCUAUGAUGUGUAUAAUCCAUGCUAUAUGUAUCAACACUUUUCACCUGAUUUAAGUAGACGCUUUCCACUUCAUUUUGAAACAAAAAAAUUAUAUGGAUCUGUUUGUGAUUUAAGGACCAGUAAACUUCCUGGUUCACCUGGGUUAAGCAAAUCUAUGCUCGAUCUUACAACAUCACCUCAGCGAUUCAUUCAGAGACAUGACUCACUGUCCAGUGUGCCUAGUAGUUCUUCUUCAAGGAAAAAUUCUCAGGGUAGUAACAGAAGCCUGGAUACAAUUACGCUGUCGGGAGAUGAGAGAGACUGGGGGAGGUUGAAUGUGAAGUUGUUUUAUAACUCUUCGGCAGAGCAGGUCUGGAUCACAGUUUUACAGUGCAGAGAUGUGACUUGGCCCUCUAGUUAUGGAGAGAGUCCCACAAUUUCUAUAAAAGGAAUUUUAACAUUGUCCAAACCAGUACAUUUCAAAUCUUCAGCCAAAGAAGGGUCUAACGUUAUUGAAUUUAUGGAAACUUUUGUAUUUGCUAUUAAACUACAAAAUCUACAAGCUGUUAGGCUUGUAUUUAAGAUUCAAAUCCAGACUCCCAGGAAGAAAACCAUUGGAGAAUGUUCUCUAUCACUCAGAACUCUCAGUACACAGGAAAUGGAUUACUCGUUGGAAAUAAUACCACCUUCAAAACUUUCUGUUUGCCAAGCAGAACUUGAACUGGGGGCUUGUUUUCAAGCAGUGAAUAGCAGGAUUCAGCUGCAAAUUCUUGAGGCACAAUACCUUCCAACUUCUUCAACACCUCUCACUUUGAGUUUUUUUGUGAAGGUGGGGAUGUUUAGCUCAGGAGAGCUCGUUUAUAAGAAGAAGACGCGCUUGCUGAAGGCUUCCAGUGGAAGAGUAAAAUGGGGAGAAACUAUGAUUUUUCCACUUACACAGACUGAAAAAGAAAUUGUUUUCCUCAUUAAACUUUAUAGUCGAAGCUCUGUAAGAAGAAAACAUUUUAUAGGCCAGCUCUGGAUAAGUGAAGACAGCAAUAAUAUUGAAGCAGUGAACCAAUGGAAAGAGACAAUUUCAAAUCCUGAAAAGGUUGUUAUCAAGUGGCACAAGUUAAAUCCAUCUUGAAGACAUCAGGCAUUAAUUUAGUGACGAAACAGCUUGACAUUUUAGUAGAAGAAACAUAAUUUCUAAAACUUAUAAUGAGUUCUAUCAGAUACACAAAGUGAAUGAAAUGUUUUAAAAUGGUGCCAAAAUAGAUGAUAAAAUAAAAGGGUAGUAUUAUUAGGCCAAUUAAAUAUAUUACAAAAAUCUAUGAAAAUAUCAAUCCUAGGUAAAUAUUUCAAUAUUGGUUCUGCUUUUGUUUUUAAGAUAUCAAAAACCUAGCACAGCAAUCCCUCUUAGUACUACUACUAGACAUUUAUAAAACUGUAGUACUUUUACAGUGCUAGGCAUGAUUGAUUAGAUCGUUACACAAUUUAUAUCUUUAUAUGAAUUUUUUACAGCACAAAUGAAUAGGUCAAUUCCAUUGACUUUUUUUCUGUAUUUGAGAAAAAUUGGUACCCUGUACCUACAAUUUUUUUUAUUUAUAAGUCAUUGCAUGAUCACUUUAUAAGCUGUUUAUCUCUAGAAGAAUUAGAGACUUAUUAACAUUUUUCCAGGAAUAAUAAAGCUUGGAACUAGCAGGAUGGCUCGGGAGUAAAUGAGCUUGUCACUCUUCUUGAUCAUCUGAGUUCCGUUCCUGGAACUCAACAAAAUGGAAGGGGAAAAUCCAUUUCCUUUAGUUUCUUUACUGACAUCCACAUCCAUACUUUGGCAAACACACACACACACACACACACACACACACACACACACAAAUAAGUAAACAAAUAAAUACACAUAAAUAAGCAAAUGUCUUUUAAAAAUCAAUAAAGUUUAAUUGAAAGCAAAAAUAUAUACCUUUUGUUUUCCUUAUUUUUUCUUUAUUUUCUUUUGAGUUAAAAGAAAAUAUUUUACUUUUGAGCCAACUUAAUUUAGCAAAAUUAAAUGAGCUUAAAUAGUAAAUUCAGUAUUUUAUGAUCACUAGUUCUUUCAGUUUUUGAUGUAAGCUAUUUGCUCUCUAAUCUACAAUGUUAAAGCAUUUUCCCCAUUUUAAUUACCAUACUAUGUAGCAAUGUAUAAAAUGCAAAUAUUUUUCUACUUAAGGUUUAUUUCAGGUACAUAUUAGAACUUAGCAUCUGGAAAUUAUUUCUUCUUGGAUCACCACAAGAGUUGUGGCUAAAACAAAACAAAAAAAAUUUAGGAAGAAGCAAGAACACUUUCUAAUCUUAUAAAUAGUAUAGUUUAGGCCUUAUUAUAUACCUUAUUAUAAUGUAGGAAUAACCUUUGUAAUUCUUCAUAGUCUAGAUAUCUCAUUAGAAUCUAAAUAGAACUGUUAUAUAGGUAUUUUCUAGAUUUUUAUGGUACCAGUGGUAUUGAUCAGAUUUCUUUGCCACUGUGAAUUUUGAAGUAAUAUUUUCAGACUUGUAAAAUAUAAAGUACUGGUCAAUUUUCAUAUGCUCUUCUAGGAGAAACCAUUUUUUGUGUUAGUGAUAGUCUUUUGAACAUUGAGAUUUUUACUUUCUUUUAGUUUAAUUUGUUUGUUUAAUAGAUUUUACUUUUUUCUUUUAAAAAAAUUGUUUUUUUAAUUACACUUUAUUCACUUUGUACCCAGCUGUAGCCCCUUCCACUCUUGCCCUCCCUCCUCCUUCUCCUCCAUGUCCCUCUGGCAGUCCACUGAUAGGGGAGGUCCUUCUCCCUUUCCAUCUGACUCUAGCCUAUCAGGCCUCAUCAGAACUGGCUGCAUUGUCUUCCUCUGUGGCCUGGUGAGGCUGCUCCCCCCUAAGGGGUAGGUGGUCAAAGAGCCAUCCACUGAAUUCAUGUCAGAGACAGCCCCUGUUCCUCUUACUAGGAAACCCACUUGGACACUGAGCUGCCAUGGGCUACAUUUGUGCAGGGGUUCUAGGUUAUCUCCAUGCAUGGUUCUUGGUUGGAGUAUCAGUCUCAGAAAAGACCCUUGGGCCCAGAUUUUUUGGUUCUGUUGCUCUCCUUCUGGAGCUCCUGUCCCCUCCAGGUCUUUCAUCUUCCUCUUCUUUCAUAAGAUUCCCUAUACUCUGCCCAAAGUUUGGCUGAGUCUCAGCAUCUGCUUUGAUGUAGAGUCUUUCCAAGGCCCUCUGAGAUGAUCAAUCCUCAUUCAGAAAGGCAAAUCGAUGGACAUCAGAAGUGGGAGAAAACAGGGAACACAGAGGAGCCUAGAUUUAACAUUUUAAAGUGGGCACAGAAAUUUUCUACUUGUAAUCUUCCAUUCUCAGCACAGGCAUAGUUUCUGCACCAUCAACAGCCUACAUCCAAGUAAGACGUUUGUCAGAAUUGAUCAGCCUUUAUCAACACAUCACAGGCUUUGUUCUUUUUUUUUAAACUAGAUUUUAAUUUUCUGUUAAAAUUAAAACUUUUCUGUGUUCUACUAAUUUUAAUUCUAAAUUUUAUACAUGUCAUAUAUUUAAUUCAGUUUUAAUGAUCUAAUUAUUAAUUUUAAAGCAAAUAGUUAAUAUAAAAAUUGAGGAAAAGAUAGGCUUUCUUAGUUUAUCACACUCCUAGAUAUCUUAGAUAAAUCAAUACAAAGAAAACUUCGUUUAAAAGAACCCUCACGUAUAAAAUAUUAAGAGGUGAAGCUUCUAAUAUUUUAAUCAUGUUUAUUUAAGCAUUUUUCAGUUGAAGAUGUACUCAGUGUAAACAUGUGUGUUUAUUAUGUCCUUGAAAAUUUUAUGUGCAAAUGUAGAUGCAAACACCCUUGUGUUAAUAGGCACUCUUGGAGAGAAAAACAAUUCGGAGCCAACAAUAAAAACUAAAGCACCAUGCAAAAAUCAUUUCUCUCUGUAUUUGUGUAGGCUUUUCUUGACCUUUACUCACUUGUAACAAGAAAAAAAAAAAAAAAAAAAAAAACUAAAAUAAUGCUGGGAAGCCAGAUUGAAACAAAGGAAACUUCAUAAUAGGAGGGAGAUCAGUCAUUUAUAAACUCUGUCAUUUAUAAAAUGUAUUUAUAAACUAUCAGAUAACACAGAAAGUUUUAGCCCAUGUCAAAAUAUAGCAUCAUUAUUUGGAUUGAUUUAGUUUUGCACAAUGCUAUUCUCUUAACAGUGGUUGUUCUUUUUCUUUUCCUUCCUAACGAUCUUUUUCUUUCUUUUCUUUUUUAAAUGAAUUGGAGUUGUUUACUUCCAAGCUUGGUCAAACAUCCUUAAUUUCUUGGUAUAAUAAACAUAUUUCAAUUCAAAUAGUAACUUUGAAUGCUAUGCAGAAGAACAGAAGUAAUAUGUUCGGCAAUUAAUUUGCUCAAUUUCAUACAAGCAACAUAACUAUUUAUGAAAAAAUACUGACCAAAUUGUAGAUAUUAAAUACUAAAUAAAUUAUUAUGAUUUAGUCUAUUUAACAAUCAAGAAAAUUCCAAGCCAUCCUCAACUCCAGUGGCAAUUUCAGAUGCAGUUUGGAGGUCAGGAAUUUUGAUGGAGCUGUUAGUGUAGCAGACCUUGUAGGUAAAAUAUAUGUAUCUUUUAGUAACACAUGUGAAGAAUUCUCUAAAAUUAACCUCACUGGUUUCAUUCUCAGCAGACUGACCUUGCACACUCAGCAUGGCCUUUAUUUUCAUGAUAUUAGUACCUGUUCUAUUUUUUACAAUAAGUUCAUGACCACCUGAAGGUAUUCACUUGAUAUACCUGGCAUUAAGGCCUCCACAAUCACCAUAGGCUUUCUCCUCCAUCCAUUAUGUUAUUAUAAAAUAUUAUUUUGAUCCCAUAAGAACUUUGUUAGUUUCUCUUUCAUAUUCUGGGGCACUGGAAGGAAUAACUUGAGCCAGACUAUGGCUGCUUUUUGCAACAGGAAAAAGAUUAGUCAACAAUGGAUUUAUGAAUUCUCAGAUAACAGAAAGUUACAGCCCAUGUCAAAAUAUAGCAUUAUUAUUUGGCAUUCAUUUAGUUUUACAUGAUUUUUAAAGCAGGAAUCAUAAAAAUGACCCAAGUAUAUUAAUUCCAACUCUUACCAGACUGUUGAGAAGAAACCACUGGGAUUUUUGAACAUAUGUAAUUAUGGUCUAAAAAUAAACUAACCCAAAGUUCUAUUUAAAUGUAACUUUUCAAAUUUCUUUUUUUUCUUUGAUACUACUAAACUUAUCAGCCAUUUGGAAACUGUUUUUCAGCCAAAAUUUUACUUGUUUAUAUGUUCAAAUAUUUGUACAUGUAUAAAAAUUUUUAAAUUUGGAAUAAAUUCAGACUUUUUUACUAUAAUA